UACCGGCAUUCUCUCUAUCAUAUGGGACAUAUUUAUCUGUGUGCAAACUCAUUCAGUUUCAUUCAGUGAAUAUUUCCAUUAAACUACUCCACUCGACACGUGUAUUUUGCAGUAUAAUAAUAAAAAUAAUAAAAUAUUAGUUAAUAACAAAUUAUGAGUGGACCACCAGCCAAAAAGCAAAGAUUCCAAAACAAGAAGAAAUUCUAUCAGCCUAGUAAAAAACAGUAUCUGGAAGUUGGACACAAGGGCUUUUUGGCAACAUGUAACUUUAACGAAAAGGAUUGUGUGAGAGAAUGUUACAACAUUCUGAACCAAUAUGCUGAUGAAUUGUAUGGAGAGGAAUCGUGUGAGGAGUUGAAGGCGAAUGAUCAAGUACAAGAAGAUGCUAAAACGGAACAACCUGAAUCCGAUGAUAUUGCAGAUGCACUACAAAAACAAAUUGAUGCCACACAGCAAAAGGCCAAACAGACCAAAAGACGUUUUCAAGUUGUUGAUACAGGUGCAACGAACUGUGUUUUUAUAAAAACAACAUUAGCGGAUCCCACAGCUAUGACAAAACAUAUCGUUAAGGAUAUAGCAGAAACUAAAAAGCAAAAGACUCGAUAUCUGUUGCGCCUAUUACCCGUUGAAAUUGUUUGCAAGGCCAAUAACAAGGAUAUUGUCGAUAGUGCCGGUCAAUUAUGCGACAAAUAUUUCCUCAAUGAGCCAACAACGUUCUCCAUAGUAUUCAAUAAACGUUUUAACAACGACAUCAGUAGAGAUACGUUAAUCAAAGAAUUGGCAGAUAUCAUACAUGCGAAAAAUGUCAAGCAUAAGGUUGAUUUGAAAUAUGCCAAAAAGUCACUUAUCGUGGAAGUCAUUAAAGGUCUUUGCUGCCUAUCAGUGGCAGAAGAUUAUAUGGGCAUGAAGAAGUACAAUUUAGUCGAAUUGGGUAGACAUAAUGCAGACUAUGAUGGAAAAUCUGAUAAAUUGCCAUCGAAAGAGUCCAAUGAAGACAAAAAAGAAGUGGAGGAAAAGAGUGGUAGUGAUACAAAAGUUGACAACAUAAAAGAGAGUUGUGAUGAAACAAAAGAUGAAUGUGAAAAUAAAAAUUAGUUUCACGAAAUGAAAUACCUA
Musca domestica (house fly) is the source of this 1116-nucleotide messenger RNA. Its product is annotated as THUMP domain-containing protein 1 homolog. Gene Ontology annotation, molecular function: RNA binding. NCBI's taxonomy places the organism in Eukaryota, Metazoa, Arthropoda, Insecta, Diptera, Muscidae. The transcript has a single exon. The record is from RefSeq and is a predicted model, not a curated record. Gene Ontology annotation, biological process: tRNA modification. Bases 154 to 1095 code for a protein of 313 amino acids.